Messenger RNA from Gallus gallus (chicken), 4366 nucleotides. It is a transcript of the gene YME1L1, whose product is annotated as YME1 like 1 ATPase. Lineage: Eukaryota; Metazoa; Chordata; Aves; Galliformes; Phasianidae. The transcript is spliced from 19 exons. Gene Ontology annotation, biological process: mitochondrion organization; protein quality control for misfolded or incompletely synthesized proteins. Bases 766 to 2709 code for a protein of 647 amino acids. The record is from RefSeq and is a predicted model, not a curated record. Gene Ontology annotation, cellular component: mitochondrial inner membrane. Gene Ontology annotation, molecular function: metalloendopeptidase activity; ATP binding; ATP-dependent peptidase activity.
GUUGGGGAGCUGGCUGUAAUGGCUGGCGGUAGGUGUGGUCAUGCUGAGGAGCUUAUGGUGGCGGUGUAGUGGUGCUAGGUGCAGUCCGGCCUGCUGGUGGUGUCUGCUUCUUGAAGGCUUACACAAUUUUUGUGCAUAAUCACGCAGAACUAAGUGGUGGUUGUUGUUGACAGAAGUGGAAUGAAGUUCUCUGCAGCGUGCCUUCCCAGUGUGUGAGUGCUGCCCCAGUGUCCAUGCUGUGGAUUGAUAGCAUCCUGUCGCCUCCUCUGCUACACCGCAGUGCUCCUCAUGGCCUCCCUGGCCUGACUGGAAGCACUCCCUGACCGUUUACUCCCCCUGUCAUAUACGGCAGCUAACGACAGCCUUUUGUAUGUGGGGCGUUGUUGUUUUAGUGAGAAUUGAUUAUGACAUUACAAAAGAUGUUGCAGUUGUUCUGACUGACUAAGAAUUUGUCAUCUAGAUUUCUUGUUCAAAAGUAGGUUGAUACUUUGCAGCCUCUGUGUUUCUGUGGGAUGCCUGAAGGUGCAGGAAUCUAAUAGAAUGCAGUGUGACAAGUGAAGGAAUGGGAAGGCUACCGUUCCUUUGAGUCACCUUAUCAAUGCCUUUCAUUCUCCAAAACCCUCCACUACAACUGCCAGCACGACAUCUGUACAGCCUGUCCAGAGGGAUACCACCUCAGAGCAUGAUCCUCAGAGCACUGAGUCUGUACUUAAUUUCAGAGAUCUGGGAUUGUCUGAUUUGAAACCUAACCAGUACAAAGAGCUCAUGAACAGGUUGCUUCCUGGGUACUACACAGAUAACAAAGUCUCAUCACGGUGGCAUACGUCGUACGUCUCUGCUGAGUCGUUCUUUGAAAAUAAGCAUGGUUUUGUGGACAUCUUUAGCACUUUACGUUCAUCAUGUUUGUACAGACGGCAUCCUCAUCCCCUCCAACACUUCUCUUCUGAGCUCAGGUGUUGGCCAGUCUACAUACAGUCCCGGAGCUUUAAGACGUUGCGGUCAAGAUCAAGGCGUUUGCAGUCAACCACUGAACAAUUCACCGAAACAAAGAGUUCACUUCCUUCACUUUUGAAGGGCUUUAUACUGAGAAAAAGAAGAAUUGAUGUUGAGAACUUGGAUACGUUAAUGAAAACAAAAAACAUCCCAGAAGCACACCAGGAUGCUUUUAAAACUGGUUUUGCAGAAGGCUUUUUGAAAGCACAGGUAUUCCUGCAGAAAACACUCGAUUCCUUAAGAAGAUCCCGUUUGCUUUCCUUCUUUCUCUUCGUUUUAUGUUUUUAUCUUGCUAUAUAUUCCUCAUUUUUACCUGGGAAAGGCUCCUUUUCAGAUGCCGUGCGCUUUAGGACAUCAAGUAUCUUUGAUGCAGCAGUGGAUCCAAUCCAACUGAAAAAUGUUACCUUUGAACAUGUAAAAGGGGUUGAAGAAGCUAAACAGGAAUUGCAGGAAGUUGUAGAAUUCCUGAAAAACCCACAUAAAUUUACUGUGCUGGGAGGUAAACUUCCAAAAGGUAUUCUGUUGGUUGGACCACCUGGUACUGGCAAAACUCUUCUUGCCAGAGCUGUAGCUGGUGAAGCUGAUGUGCCAUUUUAUUAUGCUUCUGGGUCAGAGUUUGAUGAGAUGUUUGUUGGUGUGGGAGCGAGUCGGAUUCGAAGCCUAUUCAGGGAAGCGAAAGCAAACGCACCAUGUGUUAUAUUUAUUGAUGAGUUGGACUCUGUUGGUGGGAAGAGAAUUGAAUCUCCAAUGCAUCCGUAUUCAAGGCAGACCAUUAAUCAACUUCUUGCUGAAAUGGAUGGCUUUAAACCUAAUGAAGGUGUUGUUAUUAUUGGUGCAACAAACUUCCCUGAAGCAUUAGAUAAUGCUUUAAUUCGUCCUGGUCGCUUUGACAUGCAAGUUACUGUUCCCAAGCCUGAUGUCAGAGGUCGUACGGAAAUUCUGAAAUGGUAUCUUAAUAAAAUCAAGUAUGAUCAAUCUGUCGAUCCAGAAAUAAUCGCGCGAGGCACAGUUGGUUUUUCUGGAGCAGAGCUUGAGAAUCUUGUAAAUCAAGCUGCCUUAAAGGCAGCCGUUGAUGGAAAAGAUAUGGUAACCAUGAAGGAGUUGGAAUUCUCCAAGGACAAAAUUCUAAUGGGGCCUGAACGCAGAAGUGUAGAAAUUGAUGAGAAAAACAAAACCAUCACUGCUUACCACGAGUCUGGACAUGCCAUCAUCGCAUACUAUACCAAGGAUGCAAUGCCGAUCAACAAGGCUACCAUCAUGACACGAGGAACAACCCUGGGGCACGUGUCUUUGCUCCCAGAAAAUGACAGAUGGAGUGAAACUAGAUCCCAGUUACUUGCACAGAUGGACGUCUGCAUGGGAGGAAGAGCAGCGGAAGAGCUCAUAUUUGGAAGUGAUCACAUCACAACAGGUGCUUCCAGUGAUUUUGACAACGCUACUAAAAUUGCAAAACUGAUGGUGACUAGAUUUGGAAUGAGUGAGAAGCUUGGUGUUAUGACCUAUACUGACACUGGUAAAGUUAGCCCUGAAACUCAAUCUGCAAUUGAACAAGAAGUAAGAACACUUCUACGGGACUCAUACGAGCGAGCAAAGAACAUCUUGAAGACUCAUGCAAAAGAACACAAGAAUUUAGCAGAAGCUCUCUUGAAAUACGAGACUUUGGAUGCCAAAGAAAUCCAAAUUGUUCUAGAGGGAAAAAAACUAGAAGUAAGAUGAUAACUUCUGGGAUACAGUUGCUGAUAAUCUGAAGAAUGUACAUCUAGCAGUGCCGUAGUCUACGCAGCGUAGCUUUUUUCCCUUUCUGAUGUGUGUAUGGCAUUAGUGACAUGUUAAGAUUAAUUCUGUUUCUUGUGAGCUUCUGUUAUUUAUCUGUUCGUUGUGUCUCAUUGGAUUAAGACACAAGAAUAAAAAAUGUUCUUCAUCUUCUGCUCUUUCCACAAGAAGUUAUUCAGAAAGACAAAUCUCAGGGUUGAAUUCAGUGUUGUGGUUUAGUCAGUCAUGUUGAAGCUGAGAAGAAAAAUGUGCAGAUGUACUGUGGUGUGUUUUGGCAUCGCUUCCUGAGUCAUGCCGCUACGCGUGCGUUUGAAGUGAUACCCCAUAAUAUAUACUGCAGAGUUUUUUAUGGGUAGUGGCAAACUGACAUGUAAAACAGUAUGCAGUCUAAUGCUCAUACUCUGGAGAUAGAGAUCACUUUUAAAGAAGGUAUAUUUGGAAAUGCAACAAAGCACAUGUAUGAAUGAAGCAGCUACAGAACGCAUCUCUAAGGAGAAUUAUGAGAGCACCAUGUAAAACAAAAAUUACUGAUUUACCUUCUCAGUGUUCUUGGAGUUAAAAUACACACAUACAGAGCUGGGAGAGAGAUUUUAACGCAAACACCAGUAACGGGCUAAACAUGUCUCAUCUCUUUGGACCGUGUUUUGGGCAGAACCAUGGCAGGGAUAAGAGAAAUACCUGUGACCUCUGAUGUGCUGCUGACAAGACUCCUAAUUUGUUUUAUUACUGCAGUAGAUGGAUGUGAUUUGAUAAGUGCUUUUAUACUGCUGGAGAUCCUAUAUAAUUAGUUUGUGCUAAUGCUAUGUAUAGGCAUUUGAUAAUCCAACAAAGAAUUUCUUCAAAGAGGACAAUAUUGCUAAAAAGUAGUUCAGAAAAUGUUUGAAGCAUCUGUUUCAAAUAACAUUCCCAAUCCUGUUCAGUACAACUAGGAAAGCUGGUUUUUUGUUGUGGGUUUUUCUUUUUUACCUCCUCCUCUUCACCCAACUUUUCUAGAAGCUCCUGGAAAUUCUGGGCUCUUAAGAAAAAUCAGUUUCCAACCAAGUAGAAGUGAUUGCUAGCAAUUAUAUGCCAGUAUUCUGCUGAUCUCAUGGAACUGGUUUUUAGGAAUAACACAGCUUUAUUAUAAUCUUCUGCACAAAUAAUGGUAGACUCCUGGGACUGCAAACUUCUGGUGCAGAGAAGGCCUUCAUUAUUGUGUUAAUGUUGAAGGUUUGACGUGGUUGGAGAUGAAGAUAGUUGGGUUGGUGCCGAUGAAUGUGAAUGACAAUUGAUAACCACAUUUAAAGCUAACGUUAAAUUGCUUUAGAAUUUUCUGAGUGUAAUACCUGGUUUUGUUCUUUUUUCCAGUAAGAUCACAUGCAUUCUUUUUUUCUUCUGAAACUAGGAUUACUUUCUAUUUGCUUAUUUUUCCAUUGUCAGCUAUUAUAGUGACAUCCCAGCAUGGGAGAACUUGAAAAUGUUAAAAAAUAUAUAUAUACCAAAUGCCUAGGCUGACUAGUUACAGUUGUACAUGUAUUUUAGAAAUAUGGCAAUGGAAACAGAAAUAUACUGCAUAUUUGCAUCUGUUUUUGGAAUAAUAAAGGUUCAAUUUAAUUACGGA